GGUGCAGUUGUGGAAGACACAAAGGCAGAGCAUGAAGAUGAGGAGUUGCACGAUGACAAUAAUGUCAAAGAGCAUGAGCAGUCGACAGGAGAUGCUACACAGGCAGCUGAAGCCCAAGUGAUCGAGCAAGUCCCGGAGGCGUCUGUCGAUCAGAAACGGGAGAUUUGUGAAGAAAAACCGGCGGUUCAGGAGGAGAAACCAGAAAAAGGUAGGCUUUAUAUCGAAAAGACUUUAUAUGCUUGUACCAACCUCACGUUGACUUACCAAAAUCGCAUUUUUGUGUUAUAUCUUUGA
This is a messenger RNA of Cylicostephanus goldi, 294 nucleotides long. The record is from the annotation of a GenBank genome assembly. NCBI's taxonomy places the organism in Eukaryota, Metazoa, Nematoda, Chromadorea, Rhabditida, Strongylidae.